UUCUUUCAAAAAAUAAAAUUGAUGAAAUUUCGACGACGGGAAAUACGUCUCCGAAUGACUCCAAGACACCAGUGAAGUUCUCAGUCAAUAGCGAGCGGACCUCCAGUUUCCAGGGUAGCGGCGGGAGCGGCGGCACUUAAGUUCGUCGGCAGGAUGGGCAUCUCCUCCGCCCUAGCCAUAUCUCGUCCUCCUUUCCUCCCUUCUAUUAGCUGUCCGCUUGCGUCUCCACUACGCUUUAAGUGGCUACAGCAGAGGACAUUGUUGGUUUCCUUAAGGUGUUGGUGCGGUCCUUCUCCAAAGCUGAAUUCCGAUUCCGAAACCUCGGACAAGUCAUUUUCCCUAGGUAUGUCUAAAUCCAGUUGGUGCGCAGCUCUCGGAGCUGUAGGGUUCCUCGAGACGGCGUACCUGACCUAUCUUAAGCUUUCUAACUCGGAAGCUUUCUGCGCUAUUGGUGGAGGUGGCUGCAACGAUGUUCUCAACAGCGAGUAUUCAUACGUCUUCGGUGUUCCACUGCCACUUGUUGGCAUGGUUUCAUAUGGGUUAGUUACAUUGCUUUCUGUACAGCAAUCUGGGAAGAAUUUGAUACCAGGAAUUGGUGAAAUUGAUGUUCGUUUUCUUUUACUGGGGAUAACCACAUCAAUGGCAACAGCAAGUGCUUAUUUCUUGUACCUUCUGGGCACAAAAUUACCUGGGACAUCAUGUUCAUAUUGUCUGAUUUCAGUUUUCAUAUCCUUCAGCCUUUUAUUUAUUACUUUGAAGGAUUAUGCUUUGGAAGAGCUCCAAAAAUUUGUCGGUCUGCAGUUAGCCAUUGCUGCUAUUGUCGUUGCUACUUUAAGCAAUUCAUAUACUAUCACAUCGCCUAAAUUGCCUGGGUCAAGUGACAUGAUCCUUGAACCGUAUGAAACAGAGAUUACUGAGCAGUCAACCACUUGGACAAUAGCUUUGGCAAAACACUUACAUUCUAUAGGUGCUAAGAUGUAUGGGGCCUUCUGGUGUUCUCAUUGCGUGGAACAGAAACAGAUGUUCGGACGUGAAGCUGCAAAAAUUCUAGAUUAUAUUGAGUGCUUUCCCGAAGGUGUUGGAAAAGGAAGAAAAAUGGCUCAGGAAUGCACACUUACUGGACUGGAAGGCUUCCCUACCUGGAUUAUAAAAGGAAAGGUUUUAAGUGGGCAGCAGAAUCUUCAAGCUCUUGCAGAUGCAUCUGAGUUUGUGAGUCAAGAUUCUUCCUAUCAGUUGGCCUCGAAGCAAAAUCAGUCCUGAGAAUGCCUCUUUUCCCACCAUAUUUUUUGAGCUCCACCAACCAGCCUUCCAGUUGCUUUAAUUUGGUGCUAAGCCACUGUACAUAUGCCAUGAAGAUGGGGAAGAAUAAUGGAAAAUCAAAUUGGUACCAUGGCUUACAAGUUCUAAAAGAGGUGAUUAUUUAUUUGGUGAGAUUUUUUUCCAUAGGGAUUUUGCCUCUACGAUAUUGAAUCAUUUAUACUUAUAUAUUGCCGUUAGUUUGAGCAAAGGCUUUAUGAUUGAUUAUGAGGAAAACUUUUUUUUUUAAUUUAUU
Phalaenopsis equestris is the source of this 1552-nucleotide messenger RNA. Its product is annotated as thiol-disulfide oxidoreductase LTO1. The record is from RefSeq and is a predicted model, not a curated record. Gene Ontology annotation, molecular function: oxidoreductase activity. Bases 154 to 1260 code for a protein of 368 amino acids. Lineage: Eukaryota; Viridiplantae; Streptophyta; Magnoliopsida; Asparagales; Orchidaceae. The transcript has 7 exons.